This is a messenger RNA of Portunus trituberculatus (swimming crab), 1038 nucleotides long. RefSeq names its product activator of basal transcription 1-like. Gene Ontology annotation, biological process: endonucleolytic cleavage in 5'-ETS of tricistronic rRNA transcript (SSU-rRNA, 5.8S rRNA, LSU-rRNA); small-subunit processome assembly; endonucleolytic cleavage in ITS1 to separate SSU-rRNA from 5.8S rRNA and LSU-rRNA from tricistronic rRNA transcript (SSU-rRNA, 5.8S rRNA, LSU-rRNA). Gene Ontology annotation, molecular function: RNA binding. The transcript is spliced from 4 exons. NCBI's taxonomy places the organism in Eukaryota, Metazoa, Arthropoda, Malacostraca, Decapoda, Portunidae. The coding region runs from base 203 to 1021 and encodes 272 amino acids. The record is from RefSeq and is a predicted model, not a curated record. Gene Ontology annotation, cellular component: nucleolus.
UGAUGAUGAUGAUGAUGGUGGUGGAUGUAAACAAGAGGAUAGCACGUGUUACACAGACUAAGGGAACUAAGGAAGACACUGCCAUAGCUCACCACUCUACCACGGCCCUGAAGGAAGGACGGGAGGAAAACAUAAUAUCUCAAUGAUCGGUGUGGCUUUAAACAAGAAGUAGGAAACAACAAAAUUAAAAAAGACAGGAGGUAUGGAGGACGCCGCACCCUUGCUGAGUGAGAAUGGUGGGGAGGAUGAGGAGAGGAGGCCGAAGAGACGCAAGCCAGGGAUUGUGUAUCUGUCGUCCAUCCCGCCCAACAUGAACGUGGCCAAGAUCAGGCAGUACUUCACCAACUUUGGCGAGUUGGACAGAGUGUUCCUGCAGGCUGUGGACAAAGAUGACAAGAACAAAGGAAGCAGUAAGGGGAAGAAGUUUAAGAAGAGCCUGCACUUCACUGAGGGUUGGGUGGAGUUCAAGAGCAAGAGGAAGGCUAAGCAGGUCCACGUGUGCCUCAAUAACCAGCCAGUCGGGGGCAAGAAGAAGAACAACCCUUACUAUGAUAUGCUGUGGAAUAUUAAGUACUUGCCCAGGUUUAAGUGGGCGUAUCUGAAGCAGAGGCUGGAGUAUGAGAGGGAAAUGACAAGGCAGCGCAUGGGGGCAGAGAUAUCACAGGUCAGGAAGGAGACCGACCACUUCUUAAAGCUCUCGGAGAUCAGCAAGAAGAAGAAGAAGAGGAAGGAGGCAGCCAAGGAAGGGAAGGAAGAAGUUGCUAGUGCUGAUAAUGCAGAAAGUAAGGAUAAGGUGUUUGUCUUCAAGCAGAAAGACACAGAGGAGGAGAAACUGAGUAAAAAGGAAGAAAGGAAGAGGAAAAAUGAGAUGUUUAGGAAAAGGAUAGCUGAUAAGAAGAAAAAGAAGCAGAAGAAGAAAGUAGAGAAGCCUGUUGACUUUUUGGGGUCUGUUUUUGUUGGCCACUUAGCUACACCACUGUUGGCUGUGUUGUCAUCUGUGUGUAUUUGUAUGUGUGUGUAAUAAAACCAUAUGUGUAA